This is a messenger RNA of Rotaria socialis, 261 nucleotides long. NCBI's taxonomy places the organism in Eukaryota, Metazoa, Rotifera, Eurotatoria, Philodinida, Philodinidae. The record is from the annotation of a GenBank genome assembly.
AUGAUACAUCGUUGCGUUGAAUCCUUUGUCGUUAAAUUAAUUGCUGAUCAAGAUGAUAUAAAUUUAUUAUUUAAUCAAUUCGUCGAUGUAAGCAGCCAUGGAAGUUUAAUUAAAUGCCUUGCUUCAAAUGAUCUUGAAACUCUUCAAAAUUAUACGUAUGAUCCAUCUGUAGUUGAUUGUCUAUCAUUAAAUAUUAAUGAAGACGAUGAUGAAGAACAAAUUCAAAAUGCAGCUACAUUAGCUGCAGAACAAGAUAANUAA